AUGUCGGAUCCCAAUGAAGGAGCGCACCCCACAGAUUUUAUGGAAGUUCUGUAUGGUGAAGAUAGUGAGGAGCUUGUUUCCAAUGAGGAAACUUUUAGCGACGAAGAAGUGAUGGACUCUUUGUCACUACAAGGUCCACCAUUUUUGCCACUCGCACUGCUGGGGGGCCAGAAUGUGGCCACUGUCUCCAGUCGGGCGAGAUCUCACUUGGCUCUUCAAACGCCAGAAUCAUAUGAAUUUGCUAGAAUCAAAAUCAAGAUGUUCAACGAGGAUGGCGCUGAAGCCAGGGGGAAAGAUCUAUUCCUCUCGGAUACCCCCGUCCUGUAUGAGAGGUCCGAGAGUGAUGUGAAAUUGGAGAGUGAUGUAAGAGGAUCAAUUGUUGAGGGUGGUGUAACUGAUGAUAGGAAUGACAGUCGGGCAAUGAGUGUGAGAGGUAGAGCAAGCAAAAGGCGUGGGUGUCCGAAGCAGGAUCGUGGAGGGGGACGUCUUUGUCACCAGGCAUCGAGCUGGCAGCCUGGUCAACCACUUACCGAAAUCUGGCUGACCGAUGAGGAUGUCCCCGAAGAGCUGCGUGUGAUGGCGAGGGAUGUUGUGAGGAGGCGACAGGCGAGAGUGCAGGGUGUACCGAGGAGGAGAACCACCUACGUAAGUCUGGUAGGCCAAAAUGGUGGGGACGUAAGCGAGAGCGUGGCUGAGGGUGUAUUGUAUGACGCCACUGAUGGAAGGAGUGAAUCGCGAUUGGCAGGGGAGGAUCUCCAUUUGUCGCCGAUGGAGACCUUUCGCGAUAAGGAAGAAACUUUUAAAGCUGACCAAAUUGGUUCAGUUGCAUCGUACACGACGCCGUAUGAUGCUUUUCGUUCUUAUUGGGACAAUGGCAUCCUUACCCAUCACCAUGCAUUCAUUCCAUCGCAUCGCAAGUCACAAUCAUCUCAUCGUAGAAUAGCACCUUUCCCUCAUAAGAUCAACCACGCACAUUGGCCCGUUCGAGUGCCGCAAAACAAAUCCGAUCUUAAAAGGAACCGUCAUGGCCGGCAGAAGUGCGUCGUUUGCUUGAAGGAAGAGCGGAAAGUGCAAAUGACGCCGUACAAAUGUGAAGCUUGUAACGUGGCCCUGUGCGUGGUACCUUGCUUCAAAAGACACCAUUCUGCC
This is a messenger RNA of Brenthis ino (lesser marbled fritillary), 1149 nucleotides long. The record is from the annotation of a GenBank genome assembly. Lineage: Eukaryota; Metazoa; Arthropoda; Insecta; Lepidoptera; Nymphalidae.